This is a messenger RNA of Oryza brachyantha (malo sina), 731 nucleotides long. RefSeq lists its product as uncharacterized. The record is from RefSeq and is a predicted model, not a curated record. The transcript has a single exon. The coding region runs from base 113 to 415 and encodes 100 amino acids. Lineage: Eukaryota; Viridiplantae; Streptophyta; Magnoliopsida; Poales; Poaceae.
GCAGGCAUGAGAAACCUCUUGCAACCAUAAGCAAUUAAGAGACACCAAGAGAUCAUAAUCUUAGGCAGAUCUCCUAGCUGCAAGCAAGAUUAAUUAGCUGUGCAUAUCGGCCAUGGGAUCCUUGGGUCCAAGCGUGGUGAGAAGCCUGCAGCAGCACAAGGCAGCUCCGGCGAGCAAGCCGGCGGCCGCCGGUGAGAGCCAGCAGCAGCAGCAGCAGCAGCGCGGCGGGUCGUCGUCGUCGUUCCGGAUGCCGGUGCACUACCCGCGGUACAAGAAGGCGGAGUACGAGGCGAUGGCGGAGUGGCGCGUGGACUGCCUGCUCCGGGAGUACGGCCUCCCCGUCCCCGCCGACGGCGACCUCGACGCCAAGAGGCGCUUCGCCAUGGGCGCCUUCCUCUGGCCCGACCAGUACUAGGCUACUAGCUACAUCCAUCCAUCAGCUACGCAUCCUGCAGCUAAGCUAGCUUCCUUCUGCUCAUCGACGCUGCACACUAGCUUAGCUCCAUUACAUGUACAGGGCAGUGGACGCGAGACGGUCGAUCCCAACCGUCCGUUUUGCAUCCGACGUCCAACAGUUGCCCCGGACCUGAGUGUGCGUUCGACGAAGUACAUCUCGUAUUCUCGUAUUGUGUCGCAAAUACAGUUUUAGUGCUAUAUAUUAUUGUAUAGAUUCAUGCAUCUACAUAUCAUGUAUGCUAUAAAAUUAUAAUGCAAAUAUGUUUUAUACGUAA